ACGACGGAGCCCAGCUAGGCGCCCGACUGUGCGUCAUGGAGUACAAUAUCAGUGGCAUCGGGAAUGUGUCGACGGUGCUGCGACCGGAGGCGCGUCUGUCGGCGGAGACACGAUUGCUGGGUUGGAAUGUGCCGCCGGAUGAGCUGCGACACAUACCCGAGCACUGGCUGACAUAUCCGGAGCCGCCAGAGUCCAUGAACUAUCUGCUGGGCACACUCUACAUAUUCUUUACGGGUAUGUCGCUGAUAGGCAAUGGCCUAGUCAUUUGGGUCUUCUCGGCAGCCAAGUCGCUGCGAACGCCUUCGAACAUACUGGUGAUCAACUUGGCCAUCUGUGACUUUCUGAUGAUGAGCAAGACGCCCAUCUUUAUCUACAACAGCUUUAACCAGGGCUUUGCGCUCGGCAACCUAGGUUGCCAGAUCUACGGCAUCAUUGGCUCUUACACGGGCAUCGGUGCCGGCGCAACGAAUGCGUUUAUCGCCUACGAUCGCUACAAUGUGAUCACGCGACCCAUGGAGGGCAAAAUGACGCACGGCAAGGCAAUAGCAAUGAUAAUUUUCAUCUAUAUGUAUGCAACGCCCUUUGUAGUGGCCUGCUACACGGAAUCGUGGGGUCGAUUUGUGCCUGAGGGCUAUUUGACCUCGUGCACGUUCGACUAUCUGACGGACAACUUCGACACGCGCAUGUUUGUAGCAACCAUCUUCUUCUUCAGCUUCUUCUGCCCCACCACCAUGAUUCUGUACUACUACAGUCAGAUUGUCAGCCAUGUUUUCAGUCACGAGAAGGCACUGCGCGACCAGGCCAAGAAGAUGAAUGUCGAGUCGCUGCGCUCCAAUGUGGACAAAAGCAAAGAGACGGCCGAGAUACGCAUUGCCAAGGCAGCGAUUACCAUUUGCUUCCUAUUCUUCGUUUCCUGGACACCCUACGGCGUAAUGUCGCUGAUUGGGGCAUUUGGGGACAAGAGCUUGUUGACGCCGGGUGCCACCAUGAUACCGGCUUGCACGUGCAAGAUGGUAGCCUGCAUAGAUCCAUUUGUGUAUGCGAUCAGCCAUCCCAGAUACCGCAUGGAACUACAAAAGCGGUGCCCUUGGCUGGCCAUUAGCGAAAAGGACCCCGAGUCCACCACGGUGGCCUCUACAACGACCACGCAGGAGCAGCAGCAAACGACAGCGGCGUAGAGCUCGACUGCUCUACAAAUCCUCAACUUUACUGCUGUAGAAUGCCUGACAAAAAGAAUCGAACUCAACUAAGCCAAUCUCGUAAUACUAAUCGCCAGGAAACUUCUAUAACAGCAACUCAACCGAAACAAAAAUGUGCAAACAAUAAUAUUUAUUAUAUAUCUUUAGUUUCAUCUGUAGCAUCAUGCUCUUCAAAAAUAAAUAAUUAAUUAAUGCAAGCAA
Messenger RNA from Drosophila hydei, 1400 nucleotides. RefSeq names its product opsin Rh3. Gene Ontology annotation, biological process: visual perception; G protein-coupled receptor signaling pathway. The transcript has a single exon. Gene Ontology annotation, molecular function: G protein-coupled receptor activity. Gene Ontology annotation, cellular component: membrane. The record is from RefSeq and is a predicted model, not a curated record. NCBI's taxonomy places the organism in Eukaryota, Metazoa, Arthropoda, Insecta, Diptera, Drosophilidae. Bases 36 to 1178 code for a protein of 380 amino acids.